AUGUAAUAAAGAGAAUAAAGAUUGUCUUAGAGAGCAUUUUCAUCUAAUUCUCCUACAAUGAGUAGUGCUUAUGCAUCAGCAAUGAAGAAUAUGCAGGAUAAAUUAAGAAAUGAUUCAUAUAGGAAAUCAAUCGAUUUGUCUCCAUAAGAUAUCAUAAUUGAAUAACUUAAACAAUAAGUGAAUGAAUUAACAAAUGAAAAUGAUCGUCUAUAAAUGCAAUUGAUGAAAGUUUCUUAAGAAUUGGAAAUGAACAAUAGAGCUACUUAAUAAAUAGAGUUGUUAUAAGUCGAAAGAUUAUAACAUUUGAAAGAUUAUUAAGACAGAGUAUCUGAAUUAAUAAGAAAGAAUGAAGAACUUAAACAUGAUAAACAUGAAAUCUAAAUGACAUUUGAAAGUCUUUAGAGAUAAUUAUAAGCUUAUAAAAAUAAUGAAAAAGGUUUAUUGCAUAAGGUUGAGAUGAAGAAAUUUGAAGAAAAUUCAAUACUUCUUAAUACUGUCUCAGAAUAUAAGUAAAAAAUUGAUAUUAAAGAUAACAUUAUUAAGAAACUGGAAAAAAGAGUAGAAUUCUUAGAAAUGGAGAAAUAAAGGUUAGAUUAAGAAUUUGAAAAUUAUAAAUAGAAGCAUCCAUCAUUUAAAUUACAUGAAUUUGAAAAAUAAAUAUCUAAUCUAAAAUAUUAAUUAGAUGAAAAAGAUAGAGUUUAUUUAAAAAAUAUUGAUGAAGCUUAAUCAAAUCGAAUAUGUAGAGAAGAAUAAAUGGCUAAAAGAAUAUAAGAGCUGAUUUUAAAGAGUUCAGAAUAUUAAGAUAUAAUUUAAUAAUUGACUAUGGAUUAUAAGGAAUUGAACGUUAAAUAUUAAAAUAUCAAAAAUAAGUUGGAUUAGGAAGAGAAGAGUCAUAAAUAUUUAAAAAGAAGAAUAUCUAGAUAAGAAGAAACUGAAUUUAAUUAAGGAUAUAGAGAAUAGAGGACAAUUAGUAAAUUAAAUUUGGAUUAAAUAUCUCCCACUCUUCCUAGUCCAAGAGCUGAUCAAAGUUUAAGAUAGAGUUAAUUAAAAUAAGCAAUAAGAGACUGUUUAGAAGAUAUGAAGAAUUCAGCUUAUAGUCCUGAUAAGAAGAUUGAAUCUAGAAAAAGAUUAAUAUCUCCUUUAUCGCCAUAAUAUCAUUCAGAAAUUGAGGCUAAAUUGAAGACAUUAAAUGAAAAAUAUGAAAAUUUAAUUAGAUAAGCUUAAAGGGAAAAUGACUUCAAAAAUAAAGCAGUUAUCAGGAAGUAAUUAUUAGAGAUUGCUGAAUAAAUAAAGGAAACUACAAAAUUCGAUAAAAUAAAUUGA
Messenger RNA from Paramecium sonneborni, 1323 nucleotides. The record is from the annotation of a GenBank genome assembly. NCBI's taxonomy places the organism in Eukaryota, Ciliophora, Oligohymenophorea, Peniculida, Parameciidae.